Molecule: messenger RNA, 3764 nt
Organism: Anolis sagrei ordinatus
Lineage: Eukaryota; Metazoa; Chordata; Lepidosauria; Squamata; Anolidae
Source: RefSeq, a predicted model, not a curated record
AAACUUCUGAGGAUGCUAGCCACAAAUGCAUGUGAAAUGUCAGGAGAGAGUGCUACUGGAACAUGGCCAUACAACCUGAAAAACUCAAAUCCGGCCAUUAAAGCCUUCGACUACACAAAAGGUUGAGAAACGCUGGCCUAUGGAAUCGACUUAUGCAUGAGCUUUCCUAACUGCGAUGUCUGCGGAGCGCCUGCAGGUGGCGCUGCUUCCCUUCAGUCUUUGCCUUGCGGCGGAGAGGCGCCUGGAAGGAAGGAGGGAGGAAGGAAGGAAGGAAGGAAGGAAGGAAGGAAGGAAGGAAGGAAGCCAAGGCAGCGCCCAGGAGGAGCCCGGCUUAAGAGAAGGGGACGGAAGCCAGUUCCUAUCAUCAUUUUUUUUUCUCCAGUUGUGUAGAUCGGGGAGUCCCUGAACGCUUGAUAAUGUCUCCACCUACAUCACUGCUAAGGAAAUGGAAGAACACCCUGUUCACCUCAAUCUCUAUUAUCUCAUUUUGUCAAUGACUGUUGAAAGGAUCUUUGGACAGGCUCUUUGUGAAAGGUUAACAUCUCUUUAAAGCCUGACUCAUACAAUGGGAAAAUGGAACCAACCAAAGACAUAGCAGGAAGACUGUGUGGGCUCUGCUUCUCAGAUACCAGUGUUUUGCACUAUGAUGGCAUGCAAUGGGACUCCUCCAGGGAUUUUUGUUGCCCUGAAUACAAGUGCCCAAUUUCCAAGCUCCAAUUACAGAGACCUGCCAACUCCACUGCGGAUACUCCUGGCCAUAAUAAUGCUAUUCAUGAUUGCAGUCGGAUUCUUAGGCAAUGCCAUUGUCUGCUUGAUUGUCUAUCAAAAACCAGCUAUGCGUUCAGCUAUCAACCUGCUUUUAGCUACUCUGGCUUUCUCUGAUAUCAUGCUGUCUUUAUUCUGUAUGCCUUUUACUGCAGUCACCAUCAUUACAGUGAACUGGAACUUUGGGGCGCACUUUUGCCGAAUAUCAGGUAUGCUCUACUGGUUCUUUGUCUUGGAAGGUGUAGCUAUACUCUUGAUCAUUAGCGUGGAUCGAUUCCUGAUCAUUGUCCAGCAUCAAGACAAGCUGAACCCCCACCGUGCCAAAAUCAUGAUUGCAAUUUCUUGGGCCUUUUCUUUCUGUAUAUCUUUUCCUUCAGUGGUUGGGUGGACAUUUGUAGAGGUCCCAAGCCGGGCUCCCCAGUGUGUCUUGGGGUACACUGAACUUCCUGCAGACAGAGCUUAUGCUGUGAUGUUGCUGGUGACCAUUUUCUUUGUCCCUUUCAGCAUCAUGUUAUAUUCUUACCUUUGCAUUUUGAAUACUGUCCGGCGGAAUACCGUUCGGAUCCACAAUCAUGCUGAGAACGUCUGCUUGAGUCAGGUGAGCAAGCUGGGCCUUGUGGUGCUCCCAAAGGCUCACCAAAUGAAUGUGGACAUGAGCUUCAAGACCCGAGCCUUCACUACCAUUCUCAUCCUUUUUGUUGGCUUCUCCCUCUGCUGGCUGCCGCACACAGUCUUCAGCCUGAUGUCCGUGUUCAGCAGGCAGUUCUACUAUGGUCCUUCUUUCUACAUCACUAGCACUUGCGUGUUGUGGCUCAGUUACCUCAAGUCAGUGUUCAAUCCCGUCAUCUACUGUUGGAGGAUCAAGAAGUUCCGCGAAGCCUGUCUGGAGUUUCUGCCAAAGACAUUUAAGCUCUUUCCCAAAGUGCCUGGCCGGACGAACAGGAGAGUGAGACCAAGCACAAUAUAUGUCUGUGGUGAGAACCAGUCUGCUGUUUAGAGUUGCACCAGGAUGAGUUCAUAGCCAGGGAGAAGAGGACAAAAAGUGUUUGAAAUCAGGAAUUGUUUGUUCAACCGUCACUGCUUUUGUUGCACCAUUUUUAUUGUGUUAUUGUACUAAAUGAAGCACAUCUGACUUUUGCUUAACAGCACCAGCAUUGCACUUGCUAUUAUAGUUUCACCAUGAGAAUGUUGAAGUAUUAAUUUAUCAAGUAUACUGCUGAUGAUGGUGAUGAUGAUGAUGACAGUAGAAUCUUUCAGGUAAUCAGGAAUGUGUAAGCAAGAGUUAUGUAUUUAUGACUGCUUUGUAUUCAUAAUACCUACAUAUCCUCUAAUUUAGGGGAUGUUGUGGCCCUCAAUCUCUGCAGGGGUUUGGUUCCAGGACUCCUGAUAAAUAUCAAAAUCCAUAGUAGCUCAAGUACCAUUACAUACAAUGGCAGAGUAAAAUUGCGCCCAUUAUAUAAAAUGGCAAACUUUUGGGGAAUCUGAGCUGUUAGGUUCAAAAUAACCCACAGUUUGGGUGAUUUCACCAUAAAUAUAGCACAGUACCAGAAGUAAACUUCAUAACCAACAGAAACUUACAUGUGGUGAACUAGGAUAGCAUUCUUUAUCUUAGGAGGGAUCAGGAUUGCAGAGUCAGUAUUUUAGGUUCAAAAAAAUAUUUAUUGAGGUGAAAGAAAUACAUUCUUGAUAGAAAAGGUUUUGGAACUAACUAGCUUACCAAGUCUUACCUUCUAAAGAAGGUAAAAGGUAAAAAGAUCCAAGCAGCUACAUUUUGCCUAGAGAGAGGCAAAAUUUGUCCUUACUGGAAGGAAGAAAAGGCAGAAGAGAUUGGAAAAUGGCGAAUGGCUACAUGGCCAGCCCAGGGCAAUAAAACUUAAAGAGGAAGUUCCCUCACAGGAUUCCAUUGCUACAUCAUCAAAUGGGGAGGAGUCAGUGGUUGGCAGGUAGUGUAAAGACAAAGCCCUUUAGGGAAACCUACAUAGGAAUGUCAGGGGAGGAAUCCCUCAGCCUAGUCCUAUCUCUAGCCUAGCUAUUAAUUGAGGACUGGAAACUUGAUGACACAAAAGACUUGUGCAGUACAGAGAUGAAACCCAACACAAACAGUUCAAAUGAAUGCCAGAAAGAGCCUGAGGAUCUCUAAAAUGGCAGAAGGCUACAACAGGGUAUGCCUACUCAUCCGCAUAGCAAUUGGCACACAGCAAAAUCAAGGGUCGCUUUUUGGAUUUUUUAAAAGCAUUCUUGAGUUAUGGUUAGUUGGAUCUAUGGAUGCAGAACCUUUGGAUACAGAGGGCCAACUUAUGUUGGGACCAUUAAAGUCCUCCUAUCCUUACUUGCCAGUCAGAAGCUACUGUGAUCAAUGAGCAUCUGUUUCAGUCACUCAGAAAGUGGCAGUCUGUCAUUCUCAUAUCCCAUUCCCAUGCGAUUGAACUUUUUUUGCAGAGCGAGGAUUACAACACUAACUUCCUUUCUGCCUUUCCCACUACAAAUCCUUCUCAAGGUGGGAGAAUGAGUAUGCAAGACACUUACUUCCUGAACAAAAGGGGAACAAGCCCUCCAAUGAUAGCAGUGGUUGCCUACUGGUAAAUUGAUAGACAAUAUAAAAUUUGUUAAGUAACUUCUUCAGCGCUAAGUUACAGUUCAUCAUUGCACACAAAGAUGAUUCUCCAACCAAUGAAGCUUUUUAGAAGAAAGCCACUGAAAUAAAUGGAAAUCACUACCAUGCCCUCUCUUAUUUUCAUUUCCAUUAGGUGUUCUAUUUACAACUCACUUAUGCUGGAUUACUCAUGCUAGAUGUAAUUCUUUUCAGACAUUCCACAAGAAACAAAUGUUUUGCAUUGCACAUGCUGUUUUGCAAUAUGAAAAUAAUCAGUUAUUGCUCUUCAACCAGGUGAUACAUUUUAAUUUCAGAAAAUAGUUUUAAACGUGUAAAUCCAAACCAGACUGUUGAUAAUGCAUAUUGUAUCAUUUCUAUGGGAAAUUAAAUCAUCUGUUUAACACUG